AUGCAAUUCACUUCUCUGCUCGUCCUUGCAACCUCUCUGGUUGCAGCUUCUGCUCAAAACGUCCUUCUCACCAACGACGACGGAUGGGCGGCUACCAACAUCAGGGCCCUCUACCGCGACCUCAAAGCGUCCGGACAUAACGUUGUCAUGGUGGCCCCUGCUAGACAGUACUCUGGGAACGGAGGCAGAUUCAUCAUCCCGACAACCCCGAACCUCACUGCGGCCGCGGUCUUCGACUAUCCGCCAGCUGGGUCGCCGGCGUGGGGCCACGAGGAGGACGACUCGAAUGUGUGGUAUUUCGACGGGUCGCCGGCCGCGUGCGUGGCUUUCGGACUCGACUAUGUGGUUCCCAAGUACUUUGACAACAUGACCAUUGACAUUGUUCUGGGUGGUCCAAACGAGGGCAACAACCUCGGAGAAAGAGACUAUGUUCUUUCCGGAACCAUUGGCGCCGCCUACUACGCCACCGAAAGAGGCUAUCCCGCCAUCGCGUUCUCCGGAGCCAACUCCAACAACUCGUUCUUCAAGGACAACCUGGACGACGAUCCGGACCACGCUCCCAACAUCUACUCUAAGUACGCCGUCGAGGUGGUCGAGACGCUGGCAAAAAGCCCAGACGACCGUCUGCUGCCGGAGUCGUACGGACUGAACGUCAACUUCCCUGCCGCGGGCUCCGACAUCGACGCCUCGUGCAGAGAGCUCACGUUCAGACACACGCGGUUCACCGGGUCAAAGAGCCUGGCGUACAAGGUGCAGUACGACGACACGGCGGAGAACAUGAAGCAGACGACGCUGGCGACCGGCGCGGUGCAGAACUGUGCCGCCGGCGACUGCGAGCUGCCGGACGAGUUCACGAUCAUCAACAACGGCAACUGCGAGGGCACGAUCUCCGUGUUCACGAUCGACUUCGACGCGAGCGAGCCGCUCACCGCGCAGACGCUCUCGCUGUUUGAGUCUGUGCUGGGAAAAUAG
Molecule: messenger RNA, 972 nt
Organism: Ogataea angusta
Lineage: Eukaryota; Fungi; Ascomycota; Pichiomycetes; Pichiales; Pichiaceae
Exons: 1
Coding region: 1-972 (323 amino acids)
Molecular function (GO): nucleotidase activity
Source: RefSeq, a predicted model, not a curated record